AUGGUUCCUCAACUCCCUAUGUUUGGCCGAGGGCGCACCCUUCAGGCGGCCAUUACCCUUACGUGCGCAAUGGCCUUCAUUUUGUUUGGUUAUGACCAGGGUGUAUUCGGCGGCAUUGUCAACAAUGAAGAUUGGAUCAGCACCUUCCAUAGUCCGAACAGUGGUCUCGAGGGGAUUAUCGUCUCCGUAUAUAAUUUGGGUGCAUUCUCCGGAUGCAUACUGACCGUCUUUACUGGAGAGAAGAUGGGCAGACGCAUGUCUAUGUGGUUUGCAAUGGUUUGGAUUAUUGUCGGAGCUAUACUGCAGUCCACAGCGUACUCAGUGCCUCAUCUGAUUAUUGCGCGAUAUGUUACCGGCAUUGGCACUGGUGUGGAAACUUCAACCGUCCCUGUCUACCAAAGCGAGUUAUGCGAUGCCAACAAGCGCGGUAAACUCAUUUCAUCUGAAGUCUUCUUUAUCGGCCUUGGCAUUGUCAUUGCAUAUUUCUUCGACUACGGCAUGCUUCACCUCGACGGAGGUGUGGCUUGGAGAGUGCCUAUCGCAUGUCAGAUUGUGUUCGCUCUGGCUGUGAUCUUCUUUGUUCUGGGCAUCCCGGAGAGCCCCCGUUGGCUGUAUUAUCACGACCGCUACGACGAAGCGCGUAAAGUUCUCUGUGAUGUAUGGAACGCUGAACUCGGCGAUCCAGGGAUCACUACCCAAGAAAGAGAUAUUUUACAAGUUAUCGACCUCGAAAAAGACCACAGAGAGUAUACAUGGACCCGGAUCUUCAAAAAAGAUGAGGUUCAAACCCGUCGUCGAGUGCUUCUGGCCUGGGGCAUGCAAUUCAUGAACCAAGUUUGCGGUAUCAAUCUCAUCGUGUACUUCAUGCCAUCUGCACUCCAAGACAACGUCGGCCUAUCGCAUAACAUGUCCCAGUUGCUCGCUGGGGUGAUCAACUGCAUGUUCCUGGUUGGCGCAGCUAUCCCUUCGUUCCUCCUGGAUCGGAUGGGUCGACGCGGCCCCAUGAUAUACGGCUCCGCUGGUCUCGGGAUCUGCAUGCUAUUCGUUGCCAUACUGCUCAGCUUCCAAUCCCCUGAUCAUUCGCACAGCUUAACUCACGCGACAGCCUCGGCAAGUAUCGCCUUCUUCUUCGCAUACAUGAUCAUCUACUCCGCGACUGCUGCGGUUGUACCUUGGGCAUACGUGCCAGAAAUUCUUCCUCUGCAUGCCAGAGCAAAGGGAACAGCUAUUGGCAUUUCUUCAAACUGGCUCUGGAACUUUGCGGUUGUUAUGAUCACGCCUACUAUUAUCGAUCGCCUGAAGUGGAAGGCCUACCUCAUUUUUAUGUGCACUAACUUUGCUUUCAUUCCUCUGGUCUAUUUCUUCUACCCGGAGACUACCAAUCUCACUCUGGAAGAAGUCGACUAUCUAUUCAUUGAAGGCGGAUGCUCAGCUUCGGUCGCGUCCGUGUCAAAACAUGUUGCUAAUCCUCUUAGUGGUCGGGAAAACUUGCAGCUUGUAGAGGAAGAGCAUGAAAAAGACAUCUCGAGCACUCGAUCAUCGGACCCACAACCAUCCUCUCCGAGUUCUGCCCCGGAGAACCUGGAAGAUUCCGAGGUACACGGAUCCCCGAACAUCGGAAUCAGUGGACAAAACAUUCCCCUGGAGUCUGGCUAUCUACAAGGGGAUUUUAACUCGUCGACAACUCGGUCAAGGCUUCUCGUACAGAAUGCCCCGGUUGACACGACUAUUUUGGAUGAAAACCUUGGCCAGGCUUCAUUGCCUACAACCUGCCUUCCGAAUACACCAUCCCUAUCCAACCCCACGAUAUUGAGCGUUCAACCUCAUGCCACUCCUGAUAAAGCAGAAGCUUACAUCUAUAGUUUCUACCUGCAAACAGCUGGACCUUGGUUGGACAUAGUAUCUCCAAAUCGGUUCUUCGGCAUCCAUGUCCCACAAAUUGCAGCCAAUGAACCGGCGCUCUUUUCUGCCUGUCUGGCGUAUGCGUCACAGGUGCUCUAUUUGCAUAAUCGCAUCCCAAGUCGGAUCAAAGAAAGCUUGCAUGAUCGGGCAGUGACGCAGCUUACUCCUAUGCUCACCUCGUUCCACGAAGGCCACCCACUCGGAUCUAUUCUUGCCACAACUGUCCUCCUUCGCAUGUCCGAACAGUUUCUAGAGCUUGGUGAAGAUCACCAACAUCACCUUUAUGGGAGCUCCACUCUUUUUCAGGUCUGCUUGGAUGAAUGGUCGUUAUUUGACGAUUCUCUGUCCAGCACUUCAUUUUGGGCAUACCUAAGAGGCAGUAUCCGAGUUUCCUUCAUGCUGGAGAGGCCAUCUCCUUUUGAAUUAGGCAGAUCAAAUAUUUUGCAAGAUCUUUUUAAAAAUAGCAAAAUGACUGAUGAGGCCUACACUAACGCCAUCACCUAUCUGCUGGCUGAGAUAUGCACUGUGUUCUGGGGACAGACGGACUCUGCCGUGGAUAUCACCUCAAAGAUGAAGAGCUUGGAGGGCGCAAUAUACAAGUGGAGAGACCAUCUUCCAGCAUCAUUCCAACCUUGGUAUAUCGAGUUUGGAGAGAAUGACACAUUUCCAGAUGUGCGUUAUCUAGCACCGUGGCACUGCGUUGGAUGGCAAUUCUUUUACGCCGCUCAGAUCAUGUUCGCUGUCUAUUCCCCUACAAUCCCCGAGGGAUUAAACGUUUUCAAUUUGACGAGGGCGAUAGAAGAGAAGAUUGCUAUGCCCGCCCGUUGGCUAUGUGGUACAACAUCAUCUUCAGGAGACUGCGGCGUGAAAAUCAAUGGUAGUCACCUUGUUGCCUGGAGCGCUCAGUUUGUCACGGGAAGGGCAGAACAGAGUGCUAUUCUCAACAUGCUUAUUUCUCUGUGGGAAGAAACUGGAUGGCCGAAUCAAACAAGUUGUUCACGACUCAAGGGUCUUUGGAACGGCACGCGGCGGCAUUGGACGAGCGAUGAGGUGUCUACUUGA
Molecule: messenger RNA, 2964 nt
Organism: Aspergillus tanneri
Lineage: Eukaryota; Fungi; Ascomycota; Eurotiomycetes; Eurotiales; Aspergillaceae
Exons: 9
Coding region: 1-2964 (987 amino acids)
Biological process (GO): transmembrane transport; carbohydrate transport
Cellular component (GO): membrane
Molecular function (GO): carbohydrate:proton symporter activity
Source: RefSeq, a predicted model, not a curated record